GUUCAAUAUGGUUCAUAAUGUAUAAAAGAUAUAUACUAUUCGUCUUCUGCUUAUGGAAGACAUGUUACAAACAAAGUCUGCUGAAACGGUCCGCUCGCCGGAAACAGAAAAUGGAUUUUUGGUUAACCCCUUUCUUGUCUCUCUAAAUAAUUUCUCUAACAAUUAAAGUCGAGCUUCUCUCAUAUUUCCUCUUUUAUUCAUCCUUCAUUCUAUUGCCUCCAGAUGCCGAAAAUACGCUCAACAACGAAUAUGACUCCAUGUCACUCUACCAGUAACUACUCACCAACAUACACUUAUAAGGAGCAAACCUUCAGUCCGUUUCUGAAAGCAAAACAACCUAUAUUACCUCCUCUAACAUUACCAUCGCCAGAAACAAUCCAUUAUUCCGAUACGCUGUCUCCAAUAACCGCUGCUUGUGAAAAGAACACAAAUAUAACAUGUCAUGAUAUACGUUUACCAACUAUCAAAGAACUGGAUUACAAUAACUUUCAAAAUACACCUCUGACAUGUCAGGCACAGCUUAGGGAAGCACAUACUGAAUCCCCUCAGCAGCAGUAUCGACACAGAACUGGCAUCCUAUACAAACCGUAUCCAUUGCCAACAGACAUAACCGAACAACGAACCCCUAAAAAGAAUGUAAAGCAGUUCCUCCGAGAAGAACCAAAAAACCAGAACAAUGAAAAUAACAAAAAGAAAAGAGCAGCGAAACCUAGAAAUCGCUGUCAUUCUUGUAACAGCACCGAGACACCAGAGUGGCGUAGAGGACCCCUAGGACCCAGAACUUUGUGUAAUGCAUGUGGUUUGAUUUGGAUAAAGCUUUCUAAAAAAGAUGAUGAAAAAGUUUCUCCUCUGUUUACUACUGCUCCGCCACUGCCAACUACUGAGAGCAUUAGUUCUAAGGAAGAUUCUGUUACUUUUCCCAAUGAACAACGUAAUCCAUCCAUUGUAAAUGACAACACCCUCUCAAAAAAGAAGCUGAACACAGAAAAAUUUACACUUUCCUACUUGCUAAGCUAACAAAUACUCGCACAAUUAGGACUCCAAAAUGAGCAAAUCCUUGUACUUUUAAAAGAAUAAAAAUAAACA
Molecule: messenger RNA, 1086 nt
Organism: Mycotypha africana
Lineage: Eukaryota; Fungi; Mucoromycota; Mucoromycetes; Mucorales; Mycotyphaceae
Exons: 8
Coding region: 223-1017 (264 amino acids)
Biological process (GO): regulation of DNA-templated transcription
Molecular function (GO): sequence-specific DNA binding; zinc ion binding
Source: RefSeq, a predicted model, not a curated record